AUGGCCCAACCAUCUCACUCGGUCGGCUUCUCGCACCUUCCACCAGAGCUUCGCUGCCGUAUUUUCGAUUUCCUUGGAGCACGUCACACAAUCACAGUCGAUCAAAAGACUUCUACUGAAGCUUCGAAGAUCAACAUCGGCCUGCCAUCUGUCUCGAAAGAGUUCGUCGCCACUGGCAGAGCCUCCAUUCUGAAAUCCGCAACUUGGCAAUUCUCCGACAUCAGUGCCGCUCACACACAGCAGCUCCAGGCAGCUGCCGAAGACUCUGCUCUUCGCCGCUUGGUACAUCUGCGUAUCGAUGCGCGUGAGAUCGACCCACUGCGCCUCCUAGCGAAGCUUUCAGAGUCGCCGCACUUCAAGCCAUGGACCAUCACCGUUGUCGGAUGCACUCCUCGGAACUUCAACACGGCACCAAAUCGCUCACAGACGAGGGUUGACUCGCUCCUUCUCGGGGUUCCCGACUGGAAUUUGCCAGCUCAGCUACAAAGCACAACAUGUCGAGGCUUGGAGAGAAACGGCAUCGCCUCCUCUCCUUUAGUACGUGCUCUCCAACGCCUCAAGAGCCUCCGCGACGUUCGGAUUGAAAUCCAGCCUUGUGACACUUGUACAAUAGGUGAGAUAGGCUAUGACUGCGACUACCGCCUCUUGGCUCGUACUAUCGAGCAAAUCAUUUUAUGUGGACGUGUCGGACUUGAGGAAGAGAAUGGCCAGUCACGCGAUUUAAUGCGCCAUCUAGGAGAAAUUGAAGAAGAGGGUCUCGUUCUCAUCCAAAGUUUGGCGGAAAGAGAUGAUUUCGAGGCGAUUGGCGCAGAUGUAGGCAGGGAUAUGGAAGAUGAGUUGACAGAUGAUGAAUUGCCGGAUGAGGAGGGAUAUAGCAGUACCCAGUGAAUGGAGGGAACGUAGCAUGAAUACGAGCAUAAUGGCAUUUAGUUCUACGAG
Pseudocercospora fijiensis CIRAD86 is the source of this 939-nucleotide messenger RNA. RefSeq lists its product as uncharacterized. The coding region runs from base 1 to 888 and encodes 295 amino acids. The record is from RefSeq and is a predicted model, not a curated record. Lineage: Eukaryota; Fungi; Ascomycota; Dothideomycetes; Mycosphaerellales; Mycosphaerellaceae. The transcript has a single exon.